AUGUUUGGGAAGACUCUAUCGGACACGUUAUGUCCGCUUUGUCGGUGUGCCCUCGAAUCGAGGAGGCCAGCGAUUCGAAAUGCAUUCCCCCAGCCGUGGGCCAGCUUCCGAUUCGCCUCGAGCUACAGGCAAAAGCGCUCCACGCCCUCACGAAUGGUGCUUUCCGACAGCGUCACGCGCCGCAAAACUGACGACGGAGACAGAAAACCCCGGCGGAGAGCAGUCGAUGGCCCCUUCUCGGGCAUGAACAGGACAGUCGCAAACAUCGACCCCAUGCGGCGGAUAGCGCAGGCGCGCAACCGAGACAAGGACGAAAAAGAUGGCAAAGAACGAGGCGGCAAAGAAGACAAGCCCAGAUUCAAGGCGUUGCGGAUGCAGCGGGCGCUGACAUCCUUCAGCUACGGACAGAGAAUGAAUCUGAAAGACCGGAUGAAAGAGGUGGAAAGCUUCGACCAGUUUGACCUGCUGCCGGCGAUCAAGGAGGGGGUCCUGAAGGACAUGUUCAGUGAAAAGGCCGAGAUACAGCCCACGCCGGUACAGAGGCUCGCGAUUCCGGCUCUUCUGGGUCAACGCAUUGGUGCGCCUAGGCGUACGAAGACAAAGCCUAUCGUUAGCGAAGCAAGACAGGAAUUCUUGCUGGCCGCUGAGACGGGGUCGGGCAAGACGCUGGCUUAUCUGCUUCCCUCUGUCAAUGCUAUGAAGAUCGCUGAGGCGGAGGACCAGGAUAUUGCGGCAUACAACAAGCGAUUCGAGGAAGAGAAGGCCCUGCGGGCUGAUCCGAGGUACAAGGGCAAGUCCUUAAUGGAGCCGCAUCCUACUACAGCCCGGCCGCGCAUCAUAAUAUUGGUGCCCACCGCCGAACUCGUUGAUCAGGUGGGCGCGGUGGCCAAGAAGCUGUCACACUCGGUCAAAUUCAAGGUGGAAAAGAUAUCAGCCAACUUCGACGCCAAGGUUAUUGAGCGCCGGAUCUACAGGCACGAGGGGUUAGAUGUGGUUGUCGCCACACCUCACCUCCUAGCAUCUAUCGCAGAGUCGGACCCCAACGUCCUGUCGCGGGUAUCGCAUCUGGUCGUCGACGAGGCCGACUCCCUGCUCGACCGGAGUUUCAGCUCCGUAACGACGAGCAUUAUGGAUCGAGCCAUGCCGUCUCUCAAGCAGCUGAUCAUGUGCUCCGCUACGAUCCCAAAGAGGCUGGACCACUACCUUGCCAAGACGUUUCCCAAGAUGAACCGCAUCGCGACGCCGAAUCUCCACGCCAUCCCGAGGCGUGUGCAACUGGGCGUGAUUGACGCGAGCAAGGACCCUUACCGCAACAACAAGAAUCUCGCAUGCGCGGAUGCGAUCUGGUCGAUCGGCAAGGGCGCCUCGAUGCAUGAGGGCUUGGUACCGGGUGAGGUGGACGUGAAGCGCAUCAUGGUUUUUGUCAACGAGCGGGAGAAGACGCAGGAGGUGGCCGACUUCCUCGUCUCAAAGGGCGUCGACGCCGUCGCCCUGCACCGCGACACCCCCGAGCAGCGCCAAAGCGAGAUGCUGGCCACGUUCACGUCGCCGGUGCCCAUCAAGAGGCAGCUAGACGACGUUGAGAAGUCCAGCCCCGUGAAGGGCAAGAGGCAUCUGCAGAACACCAAGGUCAUUGUGGCGACGGACUUGGCGUCCAGGGGUAUCGACACCCUGGGCGUGAGGCACGUGGUCUUGUAUGAUGUGCCGCACACAACUAUUGAUUUUAUUCACCGGCUGGGCAGAGUGGGCAGGAAGGGCACGCGCGGCGGCAGGGGUAUUGUGAUUGUCGGCAAGGACGACAGAAGGGAUGUGGUUGCGGAGGUCAAGGAGAAAUCUACAAAGAGCAGCACAAAUUUCAAGAUGUCUUGCAAGGCGUGCAUGGAACUACCCCCUGUCUCCGCGGAAUAUACCGAGAAGGGAAAGUAUGAGACAAUCGCCGGGUUGAAGACCUACGUGACUGGCCCGGCGAACGCCACCAGAGCUGUCAUCGACAUUUACGAUGUCUUUGGAUUCGCCAACCAGACCAUCCAGGGCGCCGACCGCCUGGCGGAGCACAUCGGGGACUGCCUGGUGUUCCUCCCGGACCUCCUCGAGGGAUACUAUGUCAAGCCCGAGUGGAUGCCCCCAGACACCCCGGAGAAGCAGAAGCUGUUCGCCGACUUCAGGGCCGGCCAUGGGAACGCCGGGAUUGCGGUCGGGAAGCUCCUGGAGGUGCGCAAGGAGAUCGGGGAGAAGUAUCCCAGCGUAGAGCCCCACGUGGUUGUCGGCGGACUGUGUUGGGGAGGCAAGAUCUCUGUGCUGGCGUGUGGUCCCGGCAACGAGGGCGCGGGCAGGAAGUUCAAUGCCAGUUGGACGGCGCAUCCUGGCGCUCUCGACCCUGCCGACGGCGCGGCUUUGACUGUCCCUCACAUCUGCCUUGCCUCUCCUGAUGAGCCGGCCGAGGCAGUUGCUGAGCUGAGGGAGAUCCUUUCGAAGCCUGGUAAGGAGGGCCACGUCGAGACAUAUGCUCGUCCCAUGUUCCACGGCUGGAUGGGAGCUCGUGCCAAUUUGUCUGACGAGAAGAACGCGAGGGAGUAUGAGAGGGGUUAUAAGCAGGUCGCUGAGUUCUUGCUAAAGUAUAUUUGA
Diaporthe amygdali is the source of this 2625-nucleotide messenger RNA. RefSeq lists its product as uncharacterized. Gene Ontology annotation, molecular function: hydrolase activity; ATP binding; nucleic acid binding. The record is from RefSeq and is a predicted model, not a curated record. NCBI's taxonomy places the organism in Eukaryota, Fungi, Ascomycota, Sordariomycetes, Diaporthales, Diaporthaceae. The transcript has 4 exons. The coding region runs from base 1 to 2625 and encodes 874 amino acids.